Messenger RNA from Aphanomyces astaci, 2223 nucleotides. RefSeq lists its product as hypothetical. The record is from RefSeq and is a predicted model, not a curated record. The coding region runs from base 33 to 2204 and encodes 723 amino acids. The transcript is spliced from 10 exons. Lineage: Eukaryota; Oomycota; Saprolegniomycetes; Saprolegniales; Verrucalvaceae.
GUUACAUAUCAUCCCGCGUCCAAGGGCAGCAUAUGUCGUCGUUUAGCACGCGGUUCCUGCCCACGGAUGGGAUUCCGGCGUACAACGCCUUGUUGGACCAGCACUUGGGCCACCACCGCAACUACUUGCUCGGGUCGAAAGCGUCGUUAAAGUUGCUGCAAACCACGGGGGCGAUAGCUAAAGUCGAGGUGGGGACCUCGGCGGAUCAGUACGUCGUGUAUGUGGAAGAGCCCCCCGUUUCGUCAGUGAGAAAGCACCCGCCUGCUUCGUCCAACUCCCAUGAAAACCCUGCCGACUCGACCAAGGCUUUCAACCUGAACAAGAAGGCGUCGUCGUGUUGUCGCUAUCGCAAAUCCAAGAAGGAAGGCAAUUCCCCCCCAUCCAAACAACAGACAACAGACCAAACCCCGGAGAUAGUGGACCGAAUGGCAAGGCGACGACUCCAACAUUCAGCUAGCGACACGUCGUGCCUUCUUGGCGCCCACAACAAACCCCACCGGCUGAAGAAACCGGCGCAGAUUGAACCCAUGGCCUCACGACCGAAGCCAGGAUGUAGCCCGUUCAAAAAAGCAGCGUCCGAGGCGUCUUCGAGCCAAGGCAAGCCGUUGUGGACGACGACCGAAGGUGCGAAUGCUCAUUCGAAUCGAAACGACCAGGCGACGCUGUCACUUCAUCACGGCACGUGCAAACCAGUGGUGAAUCACUUGUUGGAAAGCGAUGUGGCAUACCACGACAAGAUCAGUCGCUUCAAGGCGCAGUUGGCCGCCAUGGCGGACGAAAAGGCGGUCGUACAAGGGGAGAUUGCGCGGCUACGAAAGGAGCUGCGAGGGGUGAACGCUGUGCAAGAGAAUGACUUGGCAGUGGCCCACUGCCACGCUGUUGUGCAGCAUCGCCUCGGGAAAGCCCAAGACGAGUUUAUGAAGGUGCUGACAAACCAAGCCGCCAUUCGAACCGCUAUCGACGCCGCGCGACUAGAGCUGCUGGCACUGGCCCAAGUGCGGCGCAAACUGGAAGGGGACAUCGACGAAGCCAACACAAAGAUCGACGCGGCACUGGCCCGCAUCGAAACGACCAAAGCCAUACAAAAGAACACGUUUGGGGAGUUGACCAACCUGGAGCGACAGGCAGAGGCCGACGCCGUCGAGCGCAUUCUCAAGCUACCGCCGGAAGGAGAUAUGGUCAACAUGGAUGUUCUGAACCUGAUGAAGACGAUCCAUGAUCGCGCGUUGAGUCGGAAGCAAGAGGAAGCGGCACGGCAAGCCGCCGCCUUGGAGGAAGAGUCACGGCCACAACAGAACGCCGAAGGGUCGUCAGCACUCCUCGACACCACGUACACGACUGCAUUUGCGUCGAUCCAAGCGGCCGUGCAUGCGCCAUCCGUGGACGAAUUCGUCAUGUCGUUUGUCGACACGGAAAACCAGCUGUUGUCCAUGUAUCAACAUUACUUGGAGCAACAAGCCGACACAAAGCGAGCCAAAGCCGAGCUCGACGCCCUCCUCAGUCAAGCGCGGACGGUGCGCCAGCGCAUGCGCCAGCAGCAGGACGACACCCACGCCCGCAAAGCCAGCCUCUUGGACAGAAUAGCCCACGUCAAGCAAAAGACCCACGAGUACUCUGUGCUUCAUCGGCGGCAAUCGGUGGAGCACAACGCACUACGCGCGCCGAUUCUGCACCUCCUCGAAGUUCUCAAAGCCGACAAGCACUUUUUGCACACGAAUGGGUUCCUUAAUCCAACACAUGACAUGUCCCUACCCCACAUCUUGGGCAUCGCCCAGGAACGGAUUGUCGAGUUUGCCAUCCUUUCCCAAGUGCACGCCACACAAGCCAAUGCCGUGCAUGUCAAAGUGCAGGCGAUCGAACGUUUCAACCGGCGCACGCGCCUCUCCACGCCCACUCCUGACCAUCCGUCCCCGUCCGAACCGCCCAUCCCAGCCACGGCCAUCGUCGUGGGCCCAAGGGUCCCCAGCAGCCUCAACCCCCCCUGUCCAGUCUCCCACGUCGCCGCCCCCGUGGUAGCAGCCGACCCUUCCCAUCACCCGAUUCCCCGAUCGUUUGAAGUCCUGGCAAAUGCCGCUACCUUGCCCAGCAUGUUGAGCUGCGAGAGCAGUUUGGAGAGCACAGUGCCGCUGUCGUCUUUUCAGCUGUUCCAGCGAGCGCUGCGGGCACACACAUACCCCAACAACCAUGUGUCAAACGAAUCCUAACCACCACAUUUCGAUGCAA